AUGAAUUCAAAUAAUAAUUAAAAACAUGAAAUAAUAGCACAAUAGCAUAUGGCUGAUGGUAUGAAAUUUCAUAUGAAUGGCAUGCUUGAUUAAGCUAUUGAAUCCUACAAAUUGUAUGCAUAGUUAGAAGCAGAUGAUAAUGAUGUUUACUACAAUUUAGGGCUUGUUUAUCAAUAAAAAGGAUAGCUAGAUGAAAGCAUAAAAUGGUAUAAAAAAUGCUUAAAUCUAAACCCAAACGAUGAGUCUUGUUUAUAGAAGAUUGGAGCUGUUUAUUUUUAAAAAAAUAUGUUUGAUGAAUGCAUAGAAAAAAAUUUAAGAUGCAUAUAAAUUAAUCCAAAAAAUAUCAAUUACUACAAUAAUUUAGGUUUCAUUUUUAUUGAAAAAAAUAUGAAUGAUGAGGCAUUAAAUUAUUUUAAGAAAUCACUUGAAAUAAAUCCUAACUAAGAUCAAAUCAAUUAUAAUAUUGGAGUAAUUUAUGAUAGAAAGGGAUUGCUUGAAGAAGCAAUUAAACAUUAUUAAAAUUGUAUAAAUUUAAAUCCAGAAUAUAGUAAAUGCUACUAUAAUUUAGGGGUUUGUUUUAGAAACAAAAAUAUGUUUGAUGAAGCCAUUUAAAAUUAUCAAAAAUGCAUAAUUCUUAAUCCUUAACAUGAGUCAUGCUAUUACAAUCUUGGAAACGCUUUAUUAGAAAAAAAUAUGUUGGAUGAAGCAAUAAGUGCUUUUUAAAAAUGCCUGAAUAUCAAUCCAAAAAAAGAUAGUUGUUAUGAAAAUAUGGGUAAUGCCUUUUUAAGAAAAGAAAUGUAUAACGAGGCUAUAAAAUCAUAUUAAAAAUCUAUAGAGCUAAACCCAUAAUUCGAUAGUUGCUAUCGAAGUUUAGGUUACGCUUUUUGCUGUAUAGAAAAAUUUGAUUAAGGUAUUGAAUAAUUUAAAAAAUGCUUGGAGCUAAAUCCUAAGAAUGAACAUUGUAAUCACAAUUUAGCUAAAGCUUACUUACUUAAUGGUAUGAUUGAUGAAGCAAUUAUUUCAUAUUAAAGAUAAUUAGAAAUUAAUCCAAAGGAUUAAGAAUGCUUAUAAGAGUUAGAAAAUAUAAAAAAGAAAUAAUCAUAGAUUUUGUAAUGA
Molecule: messenger RNA, 1116 nt
Organism: Tetrahymena thermophila SB210
Lineage: Eukaryota; Ciliophora; Oligohymenophorea; Hymenostomatida; Tetrahymenidae
Product: tetratricopeptide repeat protein
Exons: 1
Biological process (GO): protein O-linked glycosylation via mannose
Molecular function (GO): mannosyltransferase activity; protein binding
Source: RefSeq, a predicted model, not a curated record